Molecule: messenger RNA, 949 nt
Organism: Hibiscus syriacus
Lineage: Eukaryota; Viridiplantae; Streptophyta; Magnoliopsida; Malvales; Malvaceae
Product: pathogenesis-related thaumatin-like protein 3.5
Exons: 2
Coding region: 93-872 (259 amino acids)
Biological process (GO): defense response
Cellular component (GO): extracellular region
Source: RefSeq, a predicted model, not a curated record
CUUUUAGUGUUCCUCUUUCUUCUGCCCCUCUUAUUCAAUGGCUACUCUUCAAGUUUCCAUUGUAUUGGUUAUGUUCUUCCUUCAACUGUUCUAUGGUCACAAUCAUUUUUCUGAUUGAUCUCUCAUGGUUGUUCUUGUUGUUGUUGGUUUUAAUUGGUUUCCAUAUUUGUGUUACAGGUGCUCGGUCGUCGACAUUUACGAUUGCAAACAAAUGCAGCUAUACAGUUUGGCCAGGGGUGUUGUCAAGUGCUGGAAUCCCACCACUUUCGCCCAAAGGUUUCGUUCUUCAACCAGGAGAAUCGACAUCUAUUGGUGUUCCGGCAUCUUGGUCUGGUCGGCUAUGGGGUCGAACGCUUUGCACCAAAGACUCCUCCGGGAAAAUUUCUUGCCUCACUGGGGACUGCGGCUCGUCUAAACUAGAAUGCUCGGGAGCCGGUGCCAUCCCCCCUGCUACUCUUGCGGAGUUCACAUUGAACGGUGCCGGUGGAUUGGAUUUCUACGAUGUUAGCCUUGUCGAUGGGUACAAUCUACCAAUGAUGAUCGUUCCACAGGGUGGAACGGGCGGUAAUUGUAGCUCAGCCGGAUAUGCUGCGGAUUUGAACGGUGAUUGUCCUCUGGAGCUUAAGGUGGUUGUGGGGAGCCAAGGAGUGGCGUGUAAUAGUGCAUGCAAUGCUUUCGGCGACGCACGAUAUUGCUGCAGUGGAGCAUAUUCGACUCCGAAUGCUUGCAAGCCGAGUUCUUACUCGGAAUAUUUCAAGGUUGCCUGUCCUACAGCUUAUAGCUAUGCCUAUGACGAUGGAACCAGUACCUUCACUUGUGCUGGUGCCGAUUAUGUUAUUACUUUCUGCCCUACCCCUUCCACCUGGUACUAAUUGCAUUGCAAGUUCCUUGGAACAAUCUGGCAUUAACCAAUCAUCAUCAGAUCUAACUUAUUCAAAAUUUGUCACCG